This is a messenger RNA of Lepisosteus oculatus (spotted gar), 4246 nucleotides long. RefSeq names its product cyclin-dependent kinase inhibitor 2C (p18, inhibits CDK4) (gene cdkn2c). The record is from RefSeq and is a predicted model, not a curated record. Gene Ontology annotation, cellular component: nucleus; cytoplasm. Gene Ontology annotation, molecular function: cyclin-dependent protein serine/threonine kinase inhibitor activity; protein kinase binding. Gene Ontology annotation, biological process: regulation of G1/S transition of mitotic cell cycle; regulation of cyclin-dependent protein serine/threonine kinase activity; negative regulation of cell population proliferation. Lineage: Eukaryota; Metazoa; Chordata; Actinopteri; Semionotiformes; Lepisosteidae.
AGAGGUGGAAUUUGGGUACGGUUUUCGUCUAAUUCAAAAUCCUGUCCCAGUGGCUUUGGUCAGAGAGUAAGGCAAGCUAGGUUUCUCGCCCCUGCCCCCUCCCGUAGAAGCCGGAGCGACGACAGAGCGGUCCAGUCCCAGCUCGCCUCCCCCUGCUCUUUCAGAAGCGACUGUAUCUGUCAGCCCCGCCUCUGAUCUGUUCGUUAGCUGUGUGGGCGGAAGAGUCGGAGGAGCUCCCUCUUUUCAAAAAUGAGUGAUGUCAAUGAACAGCAACAAACCACUUUUUCAAAAAAAAAUCACUCGUGUUAAAAAAAAAAACUACGCAAAAAGGUGGGGUUGGCAAAUGGAACUGCGAUGAGGUCGGGGAGGGGGGAGAGCAACAGAAAUUUAUUGCAAAUAUUAUCAGUGUUGAAAUAAUGCUUUUAAGGUUAUGGCAAGCGGAUCAGCGUUAAUGCGAGUGAGGUCCUUGAUACGACACAAAGGCAGGAAGGUACUAGGUUUCUGUAACAAAUCACUACAGAGAGAUGGCUUUACAAUCAAAUUUUAAAAAGCGAAAAGGAAGGGCCGAGAUGGAGGAAUACAAUACCGUACCUGUUUUGUGAAGAUACUGUACUGCAUUGCCGCGAUAUCGUGGUGUUGCCUUUUUUAACCGAAAUAAACAACCUCUCAUCAAUAAUGAAGAAAGCAGGACGCAUUUGAGCAACCCUUAUUUCUACAGUUACAAAAAUGGGCGGGAAGUUUGCACAAAACUUUGAAAACACAGCCUUUAAGAUGUCAUUGGAUACAGCUACUCGUUAAACAGAAACAGACCUAUUUUUCCCCAUUUUUGUUUUCAGUCCAGAAUUGCAUUAAGACUGGCUUUGAAACGUACUUACUGUUUGCAAAAGGACCGGUUUAACUAAAACCAUGCUCUUUUAUGAUCGGAUAUGCUGUGUGGACGGCCGCUGGCGAUGUGACUACCUGUAUUUUUAAACUGAUCGCUUUUGGGAUACAGUAACCGAAAUAUGGGUUGCACCUGUAUGACAGCGUUUGCCUAUUUGGAUUUGUGAAAGGCAAAUACCAUUUUUGAGGGCGAUUCAAGGAACUUACCUUAAAUGCCAAGCGCGCUUUUCAAACAGAAAACGGUUUGUGAAAUGAGUUAAAUGUAGCUCACUUCAUGACUGUUGCUCAGAAGCCGGGACUUUUUUUAAUCAUCUCUGAACCCGACCAAUACGUUGGUGGGCACAAAAACAUUUUAAAUCUUUCGACACCAACUAGCUAAUUUUGCAUUUUUUCGACCUCUGCGCAUCCCGGUUGCAAACGCGUGGUGACAGGUUUGAAUCUUUUAUCUGUCACCUUGGUGUUUUUCUCCGUAGAAGAAAAAGCGAUUCCUGGAUUUCAAAUACGGAUAAGCUAAGAGGAGUCUUUCCAGCAGCCGGGUUUUCUGAAGAAACCACUACAGGAGAUGUCAAGUAUCUGGGGUCUAGGGUCUAUAAUAAUUUAUUUUAAGCAGUAACAGUGCGCGGAGUCAUCGGCAGAAAAUCCGGGUACGAAGGGAUUUCUCCUAAACCCGACCAAGACCGAGCGUCUCCGAGGGCAUUAAUGAUGGAUUUGUUUUCUGAGCGAUGCUCAGUGAAAAAAUAUAGAUCUGUGUUCCUCGUUCUGGAAUGGCUGGACAUCCCGAUUUUUCGAACUGAUGUAAAAAUGAAGUGGAUUGUGUUUGUGGGAUGGUGUUAAAAAGGGAGGCGGACCCUGGCCGAAGCCCAGUUUCUUUUACUGUUCAAUAUUUACUACAACCUUUUUGGUGGCUCGCGUCACUAUAGGUUUACCAUAAAAAAGAAGCAGAGCGUACUGUUACAAAUAACACCCAACUUUUUUUCCCAAGAAAAUAUUUUUCAAAUAUUUUAUUUCCAUAAAGAAUGGCUGGUUCUUCAGAAGCAAACAGGCUUGCCAGUGCAUCUGCAAGGGGCGAUUUAACUGAAGUUGAAAUGUUAUUACAAACGGGGGCAAAUGUAAAUGAAAGGAAUGAGUUUGGCAGGACUGCCUUGCAGGUCAUGAAGCUUGGCAACCCCUCCAUAGCCCAGGUCCUGCUGCGGGCGAACGCCGAUCCCAACGUGCGAGACCCUCUCGGCGGCCUUACUGUGACGCACGACACUGCCCGGGACGGCUACGAGGACACGUUGCGCGUUCUGGUGGAGCACGGCGCCGACGUGAACAUCCAGGACACAGAGGGGAAUCUGCCUUUGCACCUCGCGGCUAGGGAAGGCAAUUUGGACGUUGUUAAAUUCCUAAUAGAGCGGACGGCCCAGCCCCUGCAUCGGAACCUGGAGGGAAAGACUGCUUGUGACUUGGCUAAAACGCACAACAGGAUGACAACAGCGAGAUGGAUUGAGGAGUAUAUGCGCCUGCAGAACUAAAAGGGGAGCGCCACAGAGACAUGUCACAUUUAGGUUUAAGGGAAAAAUCUGAUCAAUUCAUGGACAUCCAUUGAGAAGUUUGAAAUUCAUGUAUGAUCAUUCGUUUUUGUUCUAUAAUGGUGACGAUGAGCGUAGUUACUCAGCAUAAUCCUCGUUCCAAUCUAAAACUUGCGUUUGUGUGUGAAGCAACAUAUUGAAAAGCGUUGUUUAAGAUAACGUAGAAUGAAACAUCCUCCAAGUCACGAGAAAAUAGUUGAUGUUGAAAAUUAUUACUUAUUUUUGUAUAAGGCGGAAGACAGAUUGCCUUCCUCUUUAAAAAUCGUUUAAUUUUUGUUCGCUGAGGAACUGAAGAUUUUCAGAGUAGUGGGCUACUGUAAAGCACAAUCACAAAUUGAUUCUGCAAGAAUAACUGCUGAAUGCCUAGUUUAUUGGCAAGUCAAAUUUAUACUGUUUCUUUUUGAAGCGCUCGAAAGAAACUACAAAACAUAUUAUCCUAAAAAGCCUCUUAAUAUGUUUUGACCUAGGAAGAAUCUCCAGGUUCUGUGAAUGACAAUUUCUUCGUUCAUGUUUAAUUCUUCUUUCUGUUUACGUUCAUGCAAAAAGGGGAGAACGACAGUUUUAAAUGGCCCAAAUGUAGCUUGUUUCUCACUGCUUGACAAGCUGAUAUUUUCAAUACGAAUUUAAUUUGGCAGCUUCAACAAUCAAAUCAAUUUUGUGUGAAAUGCUGAAACGUGCGCCUAGUGUCAAGGAACGCACUGCCACAUACAGUAUAUGAAAUAAAUAAUUCGAUGUCGAGGGGAAUACACUUUUUUAUAUAAACUUCAUUCCCAUUUUGUAUUAAAUAUCGAAACUUUUCGAUAACCCAUUACAUCAACUUCAACAUACAAGCGCGUCGAAUUACCACCCAGUUUCUUUAAAAAAAAAACAGCCAAUUUUUAGUAAGUACCGUUUGAGGUCUUAAUAGAUCGCUUGUGUUUCUUUGUUACUUUUUUACUGUAAGUUACAUUUUUAGAUUUUGAUACGUCUACUAAGUGUGUUUCCAGCCACAUAAUAUACUGAAUGCUUUUUAAAACUAUUGCAAUCGCCGGUUUUAAUUCAAACUAAUAAUUGUCCAUUUUUAAAAAAAGUUUGUAGGUCAUUUUAUUUCCAGGCAUUUUUAAUGGCCUGUAUUGAUUUGGGAAAUAAAUUUUAAGUUGUUGAAUUUAAACGAUAGCUGGCUAUAUUUUUUUGUAUGUUGAGGCGUGCUUAGAUGUCAGUUGAACUGUUUGUAUUAUAGAGACACAAUUUAAUUUCUUUGCCACAUCAACAGCAAGCUUAAAGCUGAAACGCCGCACGUUGCUUUCAGCGAUUAACAUCGAGUAGGCUUAGGCAAAGGCAAUACAUAAGAUGCCAAUCUCCAAUUUAUGUCUUUACAAUCAUGUGUUCUUUUUAUUAUUAAUUGGAUUUGCAUCUUUAAAUUAGCCAGGUUUAUGGUUUGUUUUACAUCGUAUUUUUAUUUUCCUCUAUAAAACGUUCACGUUGCACUUUUGGUGUAACGGCAGUGAUGAAUGUUACCCAUGGUGCGAUGUGUUAGACUGUGAACGCAUGUAUCUUUAUCUUCUCAACAAAAUGUGAUUUUUACAUUUUCAAUAUGGACCGACCAAAGUUUUGUUUUCUUUUCGUUUUUUUACGCAAAACGAAGAAGUACAUGCACUUACAGUGUUUCAUUUUGGAUUUCUGUAUUUAUAAAACAACCGUCAUUGUGUCAAUUAAAAUGUUUUAUGUGUUGUCCUGUUAGGACAAAAGUGUAUAUUGCAAAAUUAAGUUAUGUUAUCUUGCUUUCGUGAGAAAAAAAUAAAAUAUUGAAAGAA